AUGCUCAGUAAAGUUGAUUCACAAGAAAUGAUGAAAGGGAUUAAUUUAAGUGCCCCAGCAGUUUUUAUCUUACUGGGCUUUUCUGACUACCCGCAGCUGGAGAAGGUCCUACUUCUGGUGAUCUCCAUCAUAUAUGCUCUGACACUGAUGGGGAACACAGCAAUAAUACUUGUCUCAUAUUUGAGCCUCAAACUCCACACACCCAUGUAUUUCUUCCUUUCUAAUCUCUCCUUCCUGUACCUCUGUUUCACAACCAGUGUUGUCCCACAGAUGCUCUGGAACCUCAAGGGCCCUAGGAAGACCAUUACUUAUAUUGGUUGUGUGAUCCAGUUCUACAUUGCUUUGGGCCUGGGCUCCACAGAGUGUAUCCUCUUAACAGUUAUGGCCUAUAACUACUUCAAUGUGAUCUGUCGACCUCUCCACUAUGGUGUUAUCAUGAACCCAAAGCUUCUCAAACAGGUAGCGGCUGUGGCCUGGAUCAGUGGCUUUGUGGAGUUGACAAUUCAGACCAUUCUCAUUUUCCAUUUAUCCCUCUGCAACCACCACAGGGUGGAUGACUUCAUAUGCAAGGAGCCUGCCCUGAUUAAAAUUGCCUCUGUGGAUACAGCCUUCCUGGAAAAUGAGCUCUCCAUAUUUACUGUCCUCUGUGUGGUUAUACCUCUGGGGCUUAUUGUGGUCUCCCAUGGCUGCAUUGUUAGGAGUGUGCCAGGGAUGAGCUCUGCUGAAGGCAGGAGAAGAGCAUUUGGGACCUGUGGGUCUCACAUGAUUGUUGUGACUUUGUUCUUUGGAACUAUCAUGUCUGUCUACAUUCAACCCAAAAGCCAGUACACACAGAACCACAGAUUCAACCCAGUGGUCCAAAUUGAAUUCAGUUGUUACAUCUCUUAA
This is a messenger RNA of Lepus europaeus (European hare), 888 nucleotides long. Its product is annotated as olfactory receptor 2H2-like. The coding region runs from base 1 to 888 and encodes 295 amino acids. Gene Ontology annotation, cellular component: membrane. Gene Ontology annotation, molecular function: olfactory receptor activity. The transcript has 2 exons. NCBI's taxonomy places the organism in Eukaryota, Metazoa, Chordata, Mammalia, Lagomorpha, Leporidae. The record is from RefSeq and is a predicted model, not a curated record. Gene Ontology annotation, biological process: G protein-coupled receptor signaling pathway.